AUGGAGCUGCUGCCGCUGCUGACGGUGCUGCUGCUGGCGCACGCGGCGGCGUACCUGGCGUGGCAGGCCGUGGCGCGGCGGCGGCGGGCGCGCUGCUACCUGCUCGACUUCGCCUGCCACAAGCCCUCCGACGACCGCAAGGUGACCACCGAGAUGGCGGGCGCCGUCAUCGAGCGCAACAAGCGCCUCGGCAUGCCCGACUACCGCUUCCUGCUCAAGGUCAUCGUCAACUCCGGCAUCGGCGAGCACACCUACUGCCCGCGCAACGUGCUCGACGGCCGCGAGGAGUGCGCCACCCACUACGACGCGCUCGAGGAGAUGGACGCCUUCUUCGACGACGCCGUGCGCGGCGUGUUUGCGAAGACGGGCGUGUCGCCGCGGGACGUGGAUUUGGUCGUGCUCAAUGUCGGGUCCUUCUCGCCGGCGCCGUCGCUGGCGGCGCGGGUCGUGGCCCGGUUCGGGAUGCGGGAGGACGUGCAGGCCUACAACCUGUCCGGCAUGGGGUGCAGCGCGGGGCUCGUGUCCGUGGAUCUCGCGCGGCAGGUCAUGCUCACCCGCCCGCGCACCAUGGCGCUGGUGGUCACCUCCGAGUCCUGCGCCCCCAACUGGUACAACGGCACCGACAAGUCCAUGAUGCUCGGCAACUGCCUCUUCCGCUGCGGCGGCGCCGCCGCGCUGCUCACCAACGACCCGGCCUACCGGUCCCGGGCCAAGAUGGAGCUGCGCUGCCUCGUGCGCGCGCACAUCGGCGCGCACGACGACGCGCACGCCGCCGCCGUGCACUGCGAGGACGCCGACGGCCGCCUCGGCGUCAGCCUCAGCAAGGCGCUCCCCAAGGCCGCCGUGCGCGCCUUCAGCGAGAACCUCCAGCGCCUCGCGCCGCGCAUCCUGCCGGCCGCCGAGCUCGCGCGCUUCACCGUGCGCCUCCUGGCGCGCAAGCUCAUGCGCCGGAAGCUCAAGUUCGAGGGCCCCAAGAUCAACUUCAAGACCGGGGUGGACCACUUCUGCCUCCACCCCGGCGGGACGGCCGUCAUCGAGGCGGUGAGGAAGAACCUGGGCCUCAACAGCUACGACGUCGAGCCGGCGACCAUGACGCUGCACAGGUGGGGGAACACGUCGGCGAGCAGCCUGUGGUACGUGCUCUCCUACAUGGAGGCGAAGCGGCGGCUCAAAGCAGGGGACAGGGUGCUCAUGGUCACCUUCGGCUCCGGGUUCAAGUGCAACAGCUGCUACUGGGAGGUGAGCAAGGACCUCGACGACGCCGGCGCCUGGGAGGACUGCAUCGACGACUACCCGCCGGAGACCAUGGUCAACCCCUACACGGAGAAGUUCGGAUGGGUCAACGACCUGCAGGGCCAGGGAGGCGCCUUCCCAUUCUAA
Messenger RNA from Triticum turgidum subsp. durum (durum wheat), 1380 nucleotides. Lineage: Eukaryota; Viridiplantae; Streptophyta; Magnoliopsida; Poales; Poaceae. The record is from the annotation of a GenBank genome assembly.